UAUUUUUGUUUAAUUCGAUUCAAAGCAGCAACGCCCCUGACGCCUGAAUCUUCUCUCUCUUUCCUCGUGCCAUUACCGCACUAUCGCUAGCUAUUGCUCUCUGUGCUUGUGAUCAUCGUUUUCCCAAGUAACGUCUCUCCUCGACUUUUUCUCUGCUAGAUCUCGCAUUGCUCUCUCAUGUUAUGCUUACCUGUUUCUUCUAUCUCUAAUCCCAUCUUAGUCGCGGCCAUGAUUCCGAGAUUGUUCGAAACCCAAGCGAUUUAGUCUCAGCUCUUACUUUUUUCUCUGAACGAAUUUUUCGUUGUGUUUUUUGAAUCUCUGAUUUCAGACGGAGAACGAGAGAACGUCGUUCGAGGAACGAAACGGAAAGAGAGCGAGCGAGAAUGGGGAUGGAAGAAGGAGCAGGUGUUGAUAAGAAGAUAACGAUUGGAGUCUGCGUCAUGGAAAAGAAGGUGAAAUGCGGCCCCGAGGUUUUCUCAGCUCCCAUGGGACAGAUUAUGGACAGGAUACAUGCCUUUGGCGAAUUUGAGGCUGUAGUUUGUUCUCCACUUGGAGAAAAAAAUGCCUCUUGGUUAGACUUAGCUCUAAUUUGUGAUUUCAAUUUUAUUGGAAGAUGUUUUCCUGGUUGGCCGAUUUGUGAUUGUUUGAUUGCUUUCUAUUCCUCUGGAUAUCCUCUUGAGAAAGUUCAAGCAUAUUCUUCUUUAAGAAAGCCCUUUUUAGUGAAUGAACUCGAUCCGCAAUAUCUUCUUCAUGACCGCCGGAAAGUGUAUGAGCAUCUUGAGAUGUAUGGUAUCCCAGUUCCUAGAUAUGCCUGUGUUAAUAGAAAAGUACCGGACGAAGAUCUUGAUUAUUUCGUCGAGGAAGAAGAUUUUGUUGAGGUUAAAGGUGAACGAUUCUGGAAGCCAUUUGUGGAAAAGCCCGUCAAUGGAGAUGACCAUAGUAUAAUGAUAUACUACCCUAGCUCAGCUGGUGGAGGCAUGAAAGAAUUGUUUCGUAAGGUUGGGAAUCGAUCAAGUGAGUUUCAUCCUGAUGUCAGAAGAGUAAGGAGGGAAGGCUCUUAUAUAUAUGAGGAGUUUAUGCCUACUGGGGGAACUGAUGUCAAGGUCUACACUGUGGGUCCCGAAUAUGCACACGCUGAAGCAAGAAAAUCACCGGUUGUUGAUGGUGUAGUAAUGAGGAAUCCAGAUGGGAAGGAAGUGAGAUAUCCAGUUUUACUUACACCUGCUGAGAAGCAAAUGGCGAGAGAAGUUUGCAUUGCAUUUAGGCAAGCGGUCUGCGGAUUUGAUCUCCUACGAUCUGAGGGAAGUUCAUAUGUUUGUGACGUAAAUGGAUGGAGUUUUGUGAAGAACUCCUAUAAGUAUUACGACGAUGCUGCUUGUGUGCUACGGAAAAUGUUUUUGGAUGCAAAGGCUCCUCAUCUGUCUUCAACAAUUCCUCCCAUUCUGCCAUGGAAAAUCAACGAACCUGUCCAAUCUAAUGAAGGUCUUACUCGCCAAGGAAGUGGCAUCAUUGGAACUUUUGGACAGUCAGAGGAGCUACGCUGUGUCAUUGCUGUUGUUCGGCAUGGUGAUAGAACCCCCAAGCAGAAAGUGAAACUAAAAGUUACGGAGGAGAAACUGUUAAACCUGAUGUUGAAGUACAAUGGAGGAAAACCAAGAGCUGAGACCAAACUUAAAAGUGCCGUCCAAUUGCAAGAUCUAUUGGAUGCCACAAGAAUGUUAAUUCCUCGUACAAGAUCAGGUGAAAGUGAUAGUGAUGCAGAAGACCUUGAACACGCUGACAAGCUUCGGCAAGUUAAAGCCGUUCUUGAAGAGGGUGGACAUUUCUCUGGCAUAUACAGGAAGGUUCAACUGAAGCCGUUGAAAUGGGUUAACGUACCAAAAAGUGAUGGUGAAGGUGAAGAGGAACGCCCAGUGGAAGCUCUUAUGGUUCUGAAAUACGGGGGUGUUCUAACUCAUGCUGGUAGAAAGCAGGCCGAAGAACUUGGUAGAUACUUUCGAAACAAUAUGUAUCCAGGGGAAGGUACCGGUUUGCUCCGUCUCCAUAGCACAUACCGUCACGACCUUAAAAUUUACAGCUCUGACGAGGGACGUGUUCAGAUGUCUGCAGCUGCUUUUGCCAAAGGCCUGCUUGACCUAGAAGGACAGCUGACCCCAAUCCUGGUUUCUCUGGUCAGUAAGGACUCUUCCAUGUUGGAUGGCCUUGAUAAUGCCAGCAGUGAAAUGGAAGCAGCUAAGGCUCAACUAAAUGAGAUCAUAACCGCCGGCUCAAAGAUGGUACAUGAUUACGUCUCUUCUGAAUUACCUUGGAUGACUGAUGGGGCUGGACUUCCUCCUCACGCUGAUGAGCACCUACCUGAAUUGGUAAAAUUAGCUAAAAAGGUGACUGAACAAGUGAGGCUACUUGCAAAAGAUGAACACGAGAAUCUCGCAGAGCCUAGCGCUUAUGAUGUAGUCCCUCCAUAUGAUCAAGCUAAGGCCCUUGGCAAGUCAAACAUUGACGUUGGUCGGAUUGCUGCUGGAUUACCUUGUGGUAGUGAAGGGUUCCUUUUGAUGUUUGCUCGGUGGAGAAAACUCGAAAGGGAUCUCUACAACGAAAGAAGAGACCGGUUUGACAUAACGCAGAUUCCUGAUGUUUACGAUUCAUGCAAGUAUGACCUGUUACAUAAUUCUCAUCUCGAUUUAAAAGGAUUAGACGAACUCUUCAAAGUAGCGCAGUUGCUUGCAGAUGGUGUAAUCCCAAAUGAGUAUGGGAUCAAUCCACAGCAAAAGCUCAAAAUCGGUUCAAAGAUUGCACGGCGCCUGCUAGGUAAAAUCCUGAUUGACUUGAGGAACACUCGAGAAGAGGCCAUGAGUGUUGCUGAAUUGAAGAACAGUCAAGAUCAAGUCUCAGUGUCAUUGUAUUCGUCAAGAAAGGAGGAUAGAUAUAGUCAACCAAAACUUUUCGUUAAAAGCGAUGAGUUGAGACGGCCUAGCACUGGAGAGAAUAAAGAAGAAGAUGAUGAUAAAGAAACCAAAUACAGACUCGAUCCAAAGUAUGCAAAUGUCAUGACGCCUGAACGUCAUGUGAGGACACGUCUUUACUUCACAUCUGAAUCACAUAUUCAUUCUCUGAUGAACGUUCUACGGUAUUGUAACCUUGACGAAUCUCUUCAAGGAGAAGAAAGUCUGGUCUGCCAAAGCGCAUUGGAUCGUCUAUGUAAAACCAAAGAACUCGAUUACAUGAGCUAUGUUGUCCUAAGACUGUUUGAGAACACUGAGAUAUCUCUGGACGACCCGAAACGAUUCAGAAUCGAACUUACAUUUAGCCGUGGGGCAGAUUUAUCUCCCUUAGAGAAGAAGGACGAGGAAGCAGAAUCAUUGCUUCGGGAACACACACUUCCGAUAAUGGGACCAGAGAGGCUUCAAGAGGUUGGUUCAUGUUUGACUCUCGAGACAGUGGAGAAGAUGAUACGACCAUUUGCAAUGCCGGCAGAGGAUUUCCCUCCGCCGUCAAUUCCGGCAGGCUUCUCCGGUUACUUCUCCAAAAGCGCCGCCGUUCUGGAGCGUCUUAUGGGUUUGGAUGCUGUUAAAGCUAAAGGGGAUUGGAAAUCGGAGAAACCUAAAGAGACUGAGAAUAAGAGCAAGAAGAAGAAGAACAGUGACCUUGAUGCUUCUUCUUCUUCUACUAUCUAUGGCUCUACCUGCACUGUUGCAACAAUUGAAAGUAAAUCGGCAAAUGAGAAACUAAAUGAUCAACCUGUUGGUCCAGUUUCCUCCACAACAACAACUAGCAAUGCAGAAAGCUCUUCAUCUACUCCUAUGAUCAGUGAAGAACUUAAGAUUUCUUCUCACCUCAGGAAGUUUACUUUCAAUGAUCUUAAGCUAUCAACUAGAAAUUUCAGACCGGAGAGUCUUCUUGGAGAAGGUGGUUUUGGUUGUGUCUUUAAAGGAUGGAUCGAAGAAAACGGAACUGCUCCUGUUAAACCUGGUACUGGCCUUACAGUUGCAGUUAAAACCUUAAAUCCUGAUGGACUUCAAGGUCACAAAGAAUGGCUUGCUGAGAUUAAUUUCCUUGGUAACCUUCUCCAUCCAAAUCUAGUUAAGCUGGUUGGUUAUUGCAUCGAAGAUGAUCAAAGGUUGCUUGUGUAUGAGUUUAUGCCUCGAGGAAGUUUAGAGAAUCACCUUUUCAGAAGGUCGUUGCCUCUUCCUUGGUCUAUCCGGAUGAAGAUUGCAUUAGGUGCUGCAAAAGGUCUCAGUUUCCUCCAUGAAGAAGCUUUGAAGCCUGUUAUUUAUCGAGAUUUCAAAACAUCAAACAUAUUACUUGAUGCAGACUACAAUGCAAAACUAUCAGAUUUUGGACUUGCCAAAGAUGCUCCUGAUGAAGGCAAAACCCAUGUUUCUACUAGGGUUAUGGGUACAUAUGGCUAUGCUGCUCCCGAAUAUGUAAUGACCGGUCACUUGACAUCAAAGAGCGAUGUUUAUAGUUUUGGGGUGGUUCUGCUUGAAAUGCUGACUGGGCGACGAUCUAUGGACAAAAACCGCCCAAAUGGUGAACACAACUUAGUGGAAUGGGCAAGACCACAUCUCCUUGACAAAAGAAGGUUUUACCGGUUACUUGAUCCGAGGCUUGAGGGCCAUUUCUCAAUCAAAGGUGCUCAAAAGGUGACUCAGCUUGCUGCACAGUGUCUUAGCCGUGACCCCAAGAUUAGGCCAAAGAUGAGUGAUGUUGUCGAAGCACUUAAACCACUUCCGCAUCUCAAAGACAUGGCAAGCUCUUCUUACUACUUCCAGACAAUGCAAGCGGAACGUUUGAAAAAUGGGUCAGGUCGAUCUCAGGGAGGAAGUGGAUUUGGAUCAAGAAACGGGCAACACCAACCCGUGUUUCGAACACUGUCUAGUCCUCAUGGUCAACAUGGUUCUUCGCCUUAUCGACAUCAGAUUCCUUCUCCAAAGCCUAAAGGAGCAACUACAUAGCUCUUGCGUGGUGGACAAAAGGACAAUGCGUUUGUGAGGCCGAUGAUUGAAAAUGAUGUUUUUUACAGGCUUAAUUAGUCUUGUUGCUGUUCAAAACCUACAAGUCAUGCUUGUUACUUUUCUCACUUUCAGGUUUGAUUUAUGUUGGCUUUUUCUUGUAACAAGAACUUUUUCCUUACAAGAGGUUGUCAAGAGCUCUGGAUAUUUAAGUUGAAUCCAUAAAAAAAAACAAAGUAAUGGACUGAAA
This is a messenger RNA of Arabidopsis arenosa, 5202 nucleotides long. Lineage: Eukaryota; Viridiplantae; Streptophyta; Magnoliopsida; Brassicales; Brassicaceae. The record is from the annotation of a GenBank genome assembly.